GUACGUUGGACAACUUGCAAGAAGAAGACGUCAGAAGGCAAAAGAUAAUUCUGGAAUUCACCAAGAACUUUGAAUCUACAAGGAACUCGGGAAAAUAACGACGACUGCUUCCCAUCCAGUAACUGUUCCAUUCAAACCUGACUUCGAUUAUUCAAUACAAUCCUUCUCUCCUGUUCCUUUUGUCCUUCCUCAUCUUUGACUUAACUUUACCUCAUUCACCCCCAUUCACCCAGUCCCCCCGCCGCCAUAAUCAAGAUGUCCACCGCAGUAAUCAACACCGACGACGAUCAGCUCGAGCCUACUCUCCAAUCCAUCCUCGAUCAAAAGUCCCUUCGCUGGAUCUUUGUUGGUGGAAAGGGAGGAGUAGGAAAAACUACAACAUCAUGCUCCUUAGCCAUUCAACUCGCCAAAGUUCGUCGUUCAGUUCUCCUCAUUUCAACAGAUCCAGCACAUAACUUGAGUGAUGCCUUUUCGCAAAAGUUUGGAAAGGAAGCUAGACUUAUCAAUGGUUUUGAGAAUUUGAGUGCUAUGGAAAUUGAUCCAAAUGGUAGUAUCCAAGAACUGAUGGGACAGGCUGAAGAGGGCGAGGGACCAGCUGCGGGCAUGGGUGGAAUGAUGCAAGAUUUGGCUUUUGCUAUUCCCGGUAUUGAUGAAGCUAUGUCGUUCGCAGAAGUCCUCAAGCAAGUUAAAUCUCUCUCCUACGAAACCAUCAUUUUCGACACCGCUCCAACAGGCCACACCCUCCGCUUCCUUCAAUUCCCCACCGUUCUCGAAAAAGCUCUUGCGAAAGUCUCUCAAUUAUCCACACAAUUCGGACCUAUGCUGAAUGGUUUACUUGGAGCCAACGGCUCCCUACCAAAUGGACAAAACCUCAACGAAAUGAUGGAGAAAUUAGAGGGUCUCCGCGAAACUAUUUCUGAAGUAAACGGACAAUUCAAGGACGAAAACCUCACUACCUUUGUUUGUGUCUGCAUACCCGAGUUCCUCUCUCUUUACGAGACAGAGCGUAUGAUACAAGAACUGGGCUCCUACCACAUUGAUACCCAUUGCAUAGUGGUCAAUCAGUUAUUGUUUCCGAAGAAAGGAAGUGAUUGUGAUCAAUGUAACGCGAGAAGAAAGAUGCAGAAGAAAUACUUGGAACAGAUUGAGGAGUUGUAUGAUGAGUUUAAUGUGGUGAAGAUGCCGUUAUUAGUCGAGGAAGUCAGAGGAAAAGAAAGAUUGGAGAAGUUUAGUGAGAUGCUCAUUACUCCAUAUGUUCCUCCUGCUGGAGGGCUGUAGAUUUCUAGAGAAAGAUAUAUAAGAAUUGAGACAUGAUACCCA
Molecule: messenger RNA, 1320 nt
Organism: Botrytis cinerea B05.10
Lineage: Eukaryota; Fungi; Ascomycota; Leotiomycetes; Helotiales; Sclerotiniaceae
Gene: Bcget3
Product: Bcget3
Exons: 2
Coding region: 256-1278 (340 amino acids)
Biological process (GO): post-translational protein targeting to endoplasmic reticulum membrane
Cellular component (GO): GET complex
Molecular function (GO): ATP binding; ATP hydrolysis activity
Source: RefSeq, a predicted model, not a curated record